AUGCAGACAGUAUUCUUUUCGGAGUUGUAUACAUCUGAAAUCCGAAAAAUGCUUGAAAGGCUCGUGAAUUACAUCAUCUACAAGGGAACUUUUCUUCCAUUGGUAGUCCCACCAACAAUAUUUCAAGCAGGUCUAUGGUCAACUUGGUUAGCCAUGCUUUGCUUCUUAAAGAUGUUUCAAGCUUUAGCUAGGGAUCGGCUUGAACGCUUGAAUGCUUCACCUUCUGUCACCCCAUGGACAUACUUCCGUGUAUAUUCUGCUUUGUUGCUUGUUUUCUCUGUUGACUUGCUCUGGAUAUUGCUAUGUGUGACAAUCUACAGUGCAAUGCCUUCAUCAAUAUUUUUGUUGUUAUUUUUUGAGCCAUCUAGCAUAGCUUUUGAGACACUGCAGGCCAUUGCGGUCCAUGGGUUUCAGUUGCUGGAUAUAUGGAUGCAUCACUCCGCAGGAGAUGCUGCAAAUUCACAAUUAUCUAAAAUCUUCAAUAUGUCUUCCGCAGGUUCACUGGGGGAAUGGAAAGUCAUGAUUAUUCGGAAUUUUGGAUUUUUCCUUGACAUGAUGACGUUGCUAAUGGCUCUUGCUCACUACCUAUAUAUUUGGUGGCUUCAUGGCAUGGCAUUUCAUCUUGUAGAUGCGGUCCUUUUCCUAAAUAUUCGUGCCCUUCUAAGUGCUAUUGUGAAGCGUGUCAAAGGUUUCGUCAAAUUGCGUAUGGCUUUGGGAACCCUUCAUGGGGCACUUCCUGAUGCCACAUCUGAACAGCUCAAAGCAUAUGAUGAUGAGUGCGCAAUUUGUAGGGAACCGAUGGCAAAAGCUAAGAGGCUGUCAUGUAAUCAUUUAUUCCAUCUCGCAUGUUUGAGAUCUUGGUUGGAUCAAUGUUUAAGUGAGAGUUACUCAUGCCCCACUUGUCGCAAGCCGCUCUUUACAAACAGACCUGAAAGUACUGUGAAUCCAAAUGCUGCAGAUUUGUCUAGAGAUGAGCAACUCGCUCAUCAGAUUAGUACUGCACUCAAUGGGCCAGAUCUUCCCGGUCAUAACCUGCACCCGGGAGUCUUUACCAACCAGCCCCAGAACCUAGAAAUGAGUGAUUGGAGGAGGACGGGUGUAAAUUUAAGCUGGUUGGGUUUAGAUGGAGCUGGCCCAUCUGGAUUAAAUCGUGUUCAGAUGUUAAUGAGGCAACUUGACGUUGGAGAAACUUAUGCACAUAGUACGCUUGAAGAUGCUGCAUGGAGUCUGUUUCCUCCGAACCCAUCUCAGAUUGGUACCUCGAGAACACCUAUCCCUCCCGCUGCCUCAACAAGAUAUCCGGGAGGCACUAGUGGUUUGCAUUUAAGGUCAACAUCUAACGCUGCCAACACCAACUUUGAAAACAUAAUUGCAAUGGCCGAAACAGUCAGAGAAGUGCUGCCCCACGUUCCAGACGAUGUAAUCUUUCAGGAUUUGCAGCUGACAAAUUCUGCGAUGGCGACAGUGAAUAAUCUUUUGCAAAUGUGAUGGAAGCCGCGAGUGAUACUCUUCCUUCUCCAGUGAGCGAUACUCUUCCUUCUCCAGGCCGAAGCAGGUUGAAGCUCGGAAUGCAAACGAUUAUGAGGUUUGUGCAAUAGAAGCUUCUUCCCUCCUCCCUCCCCCUGUGUACAGCAGCUGCACACUAAAACAUCUUUGAGGAAAUGUGCAAAUAAUUAAUUUUGUUAGGAAAAUAAAGCAAAUUCAGUCUAUAUGAAAGGGCUCUGUUGUAUCUCUUUGUAGUUGCCUUUUUUCGUUAUAUUACAUAAUUCUGAGGAAUGUUGUAGUCUUUCUACUCUAUUAUACCUAUUUCAUGAAAUAUGUAACACCUCCAUCUCUAUCUUCUUUUA
Molecule: messenger RNA, 1847 nt
Organism: Salvia hispanica
Lineage: Eukaryota; Viridiplantae; Streptophyta; Magnoliopsida; Lamiales; Lamiaceae
Source: RefSeq, a predicted model, not a curated record